Schistosoma spindalis is the source of this 1329-nucleotide messenger RNA. The record is from the annotation of a GenBank genome assembly. Lineage: Eukaryota; Metazoa; Platyhelminthes; Trematoda; Strigeidida; Schistosomatidae.
AUGGCUAUGAAGUUGGCUAAUGAAGCAUCUUUUAAUCAUCGAGAAAUUGAACUUCUGGGUUCUUUGAAUCAUAUCAAUGUCCUGAGACUCUGUGGAUCUUGUUUGAUCGGUGCCCGGUUUGUUUGUUUAACAGAAUACGCUAAUGGAGGUAGUCUAGCAGGUCUUUUGGCCGCUAAAGCGUUAAGCUUGUCUUGGUCUGUUCGGAUCAAUUUAGCUUUGGAUAUUGCCUGUGGCCUCCACCAUCUACACAGUCACAGUCUAAUUCAUCGAGAUUUAACUUCUCAGAAUAUCCUUAUCCGAGUUCGCACUCGGUCACACUCAGAUACAACAGAUAAUUAUUCUGAUUCAACCUUUAACUUUGACUACCAGACAGAUUGUAAUGGCACUCUCCAAGAUCGAAUUACUCAAUCCAAAUUAUCUGAAUCCGAAAUUGAUGCAUUUGUUCAGGGAAGCAAGCAUACCAAUGGCUUAUCACAUCAAUCUUGUCAUUCCCAUAUUCUUUGUAGACCUCACAGCAGUCGUGUCAACCGACAGCAAUUUCACCAGUUUAGCAGAAUACCCCCAAAUGAUGAAACCAAUGAGCUUUUACCAGUCAGCUCUUAUUCAAACGAAGAAUAUCCCACAGAUAUAGAUAAAUCUGAUUUGGAUUUAGCACAUCUACUUUCAUUUGCAAAUCAACGUACUGACGAACUGUCGUGUUCAAGUAAAUCAAUUAUCCCCUUCAGCUAUCUGCAAUCUAUUCCACUUAUUGAACCACAGUGGAUGCAAUUAAAUACUAAUGAUCUACUUGUACUAAAUAGUUUAACUCGAUCAGAAAUUUCAAUAUCAUCAAUCAAUUCACUGGAAUUUACUGCACUUGUGGCCGAUUUGGGUUUAUGCUUGGAUUUGAGACAGGAUCAUGCAGAUACAGUUUCAGUCGUUGGAAACCCAUUUUAUGCUGCUCCUGAAUGUCUAAACCGAGUAGCACCCUAUACAUUUGCUGCAGAUAUAUUCUCCUACGGUCUUUUGUUAUGUGAAUUAAUAACGCGUUUCCACAACGACUGCUCACUCAUACCCCGCACACCGUCUUUUGGUUUAGAUCACGAAAAUCUCCCGGUGCCUCCUGAUUGUCCUACUUGGUUUUUCAAGUUAGCUGUCGACUGUUGCACUCUUGACCACUUGUUGCGUCCACAUAUCUUGGGCAUCAUUGACUCAUUUGAGAAAAGUAAAUACGAUUUGUCUUGUCAUGAAGCAGUCCAUUCCCAGUCUCCUGUACCUGUACAAAGCUCCACUACAAAUGGUUCACGUGAUAUUAAAUCCCAAGAAACUGUUUUUGAAUCUCCCUUAUAA